This is a messenger RNA of Chilo suppressalis (striped riceborer), 678 nucleotides long. Lineage: Eukaryota; Metazoa; Arthropoda; Insecta; Lepidoptera; Crambidae. The record is from the annotation of a GenBank genome assembly.
AUGAGUGAUACGUCAUCGGUGCAGCUGAGAGUUUUAAAAAUGACCUUUAUUUGGUUCGAGAUAAGGUGGGGAUUACGCCAACUCACCCGGUGGACGCCGGGAGGGCGCGGGGUAUCGACCGCGCGCCUCCCUGUCAGACGCGACCCAGCGCGCGGCUGCGAUGCACACGCGGGGGAAAAUGCCCAGCACACACUCGCAAUGUGUUGGCGACAAGUGUCAAAAUUGCAAAAGACUUUCCUCAUAGUGCUUACGUACUUGACGAUCUAUCUGCUAGUUUCGUACGCUCUCACGCCCGACACGCGAAUGAUGUUCGUGCGGGACGAAAUGAGAAUCGGUGAUAAGUUCGCGUUUGUUUACGUUGCCGCACGAGCGCCGGUCUUCACUGACACCGAAGGCGCUGCGGUGUUCCAAGGAUGCGGCAACUGCUACCUGACCAAUAACAAGGGCUUUCUGCCCAUAAGUGAAUACGAUGCGGUUCUCGUGCACGGCGACAGAAGCCUCUUAAUGGACGCGGCCUUCAUGGAUCCAGCGAAGCGGUAUCUAUUGGAGAGCUCGCACGAAUGCAUCACCAGCAAGUUCAAGAAGUGCCGGCGGGAGCCAAAGAUAACCUCGUUUAGCAGUAAGGAGAGUUACGACUUAUGCAGUCUCUGCGAGAGCCUUCUCAAAAAGCGCCUUUGA